Telopea speciosissima is the source of this 1770-nucleotide messenger RNA. Its product is annotated as serine/threonine-protein phosphatase PP1-like. Gene Ontology annotation, cellular component: cytoplasm; nucleus. The record is from RefSeq and is a predicted model, not a curated record. The transcript has 4 exons. Lineage: Eukaryota; Viridiplantae; Streptophyta; Magnoliopsida; Proteales; Proteaceae. Bases 398 to 1372 code for a protein of 324 amino acids. Gene Ontology annotation, molecular function: protein serine/threonine phosphatase activity.
AACUUUGCUCUCUGUCUCGCUCUGGCUUUAAAGUUACUACCAAAAUUUGGUCUUCUCUAUCUCAACCGGUCACUCUCUCUCUCUCAGUUUAUAGGAGGAAUCUUUUAGUAUUUGCUUUAAAUCAGCGAUUGAGGGGAAUGUUUCAAAAGCUCUUCGGUUAUCAGAGGGGGAGAAAAGCCAAGCCCAAAGAUAAAGUAAGAUAAAUAUUUCUCAUCUCCAAAUGAUGUAAUUCUCCUCUUGGCUCUUACACGAGUGGAAUAAAAGAAGCUAAAGUACAACAGAAGAACAUUAUUAAAAAAAGGGUUUUUGUUUCUGCUUUCCCAUUUUCCCUUUGCAAUUAUCAAUCACCACAUUUGGUUGCUGCGUGGGGAGAGAUUGAGUUUGGGGCAACUGCGGGAUGGACCCUGCUGUUCUCGAUGACAUAAUCAAUCGGCUUCUUGAAGUUCGAGGUCGACCGGGGAAGCAGGUCCAGCUCUCAGAGUCGGAGAUCCGGCAGCUCUGUCUUGUUUCCAAAGACAUUUUCAUGCAGCAGCCCAAUCUAUUGGAGCUUGAGGCGCCCAUCAAGAUUUGCGGUGACAUUCACGGUCAGUAUUCUGAUCUGUUAAGGCUUUUUGAAUAUGGUGGAUUACCUCCACAAGCAAAUUACCUAUUCUUAGGGGAUUAUGUGGAUCGCGGCAAGCAAAGCCUGGAGACCAUUUGCCUUCUUCUUGCAUAUAAAAUAAAAUAUCCAGAAAAUUUUUUCCUCUUGAGGGGCAAUCAUGAGUGUGCUUCUAUAAACCGUAUAUAUGGAUUUUAUGAUGAAUGCAAGCGGAGAUUCAACGUUAGGCUGUGGAAAGUCUUCACUGAUUGCUUUAACUGCUUGCCAGUGGCAGCUCUCAUAGAUGAAAAGAUUCUCUGCAUGCAUGGAGGCCUUUCUCCUGACCUCCAUAAUUUGGAUCAAAUAAGAAACCUACAGCGUCCAACAGAUGUCCCAGAUACUGGUUUGCUCUGUGAUCUCCUUUGGUCAGACCCCAGUAAAGAUGUUCAAGGGUGGGGAAUGAAUGAUAGGGGUGUCUCAUAUACCUUUGGUGGUGACAAAGUGACAGAAUUCCUUCAGAAGCAUGAUCUUGACCUUGUUUGUCGUGCUCACCAGGUCGUGGAGGAUGGAUAUGAGUUUUUUGCUAAUAGGCAACUUGUAACAAUAUUUUCAGCACCUAAUUACUGUGGGGAGUUUGAUAAUUCAGGUGCUAUGAUGAGUGUGGAUGAGACUCUGAUGUGCUCUUUCCAAAUACUAAAGCCUGCAGGAAAGAAAGCAAAGUCCAGUUUUGGGAGCACAACUACGGCAAAGCCUGGAACUUCUCCAGCAGGAGUCAAGUCUUUCCUUGGUGCAUAAGGGUGACAGUUGCCUUUGAGAUGGAGGAGAUGACCUGUAUGUGUUUGUGAUGUGCUACGACUGGCCAUCUGGAGGAAUUCAAUUUUAUUUGAAUUAGUUCAAAGGUGUAAAGAAAGGGAGAAGCCUUCAUUUAAAAAGAAUUACAAAGAAUGUUUUUUCUAUCCUUAUAAAGGUUGCUCACUCUAUGUACACUAGCUGCUGCUAUGAAUGAUCGUCGUGUGAACUAGAAUGUGUUAUUGUCUCCCCAAACCUUUAUGCAAUGUUCCCCUAUACUCUUCAGCAUUGCAGCAGUUGCCGGAGGUGGAUUGUGAAUGGUAACUGCUCUUGCUACUUGCUGGGUAUUCUGUAAGUUUUCUAACUUAAACCUCCUGAAGGCUGAAGCUGGGCUAGAGGAUUUA